ACAGCGGCUCGAGGGACAUACCGGUGAGUCGAAAUCGCCAACCCUCACGGCUUCGAGUCGAAGCACGCCCCGAACUCACCUGUCAACUCGGGUGAACCUCCACAGACACGGUCAUCGCGCUCGCCGUGCAUCCGUUCAAGAGGAUGAUCGCUACUGGUGGACUCGAGAGGGACAAGACGAUCAUCCUAUGGCGGGACGAGGAAUGAGUUGAGGGAUAGGACGUUAUGCGAAAGCCUGGCAAGGGCUAGGCUCGAUCGCGAUUGUUUGAAAGACCCCUGCGAUAGACUGCGGGACAUUGAUACCAUACAACAGAGAGUACGAAAUCGGUAAUCACGCCAAAAAGCUGCGCAAGAUGAAUAUCUGCCAAGGACCGUCGAGAUUCGCUGCCUUGAGCCUCCUGCUCCAUUCCCAAGUAACGAUGUCCACUCAAACCCUUACCUUCUUGAUGACAGCAUCUGUGAGGUCGUUCUUGGCGUUUUCAUUAGAGAAACGUCGUCACUUAUCGUGUGGAGUCCACAUCACAGAACAACCCACCUGUAUAUGUCAUGACAUGUACUUUUGCAGCGAUUGGGUUUCCUUUGGGACGCUGAACCUUUUGGCAAUAUCCGGUGGAAGCGCGUGGCAAAGAGCUGAAUGUACUCAAUCGUCACCUGGAGCCAUAGAGGAUAUGUUUGGAGCGGGAGCAAGGAUCAGGUCGAGGAGCUCCUCUCUCUCCAGCGGAGCGAGGACACUUGUGAUAGCCUCGAGCAGGGCGAAACCGUUGCGAGCUGUUGCCUAAUACAUUGCAUCGAGACUAUCGCCGUCGCUUUUCAUGCGCUCGAUGACAAAUUGCCUGCCCUAUCAAAAAUUCUACCUGCCAUGUACUGUCUUCAUUCCGUGGCUUCCCUAGCGCAGAUCGUCAACCUGGACAGAGUACACCGCAGAGCCGCGUCCCCGGAUUUCGGACCUGAAUCCCAGUGAAUUCACCGAUACUAUCAAGCUGAAAGAUUUUGUAUUUAAAAAC
Filobasidium floriforme is the source of this 1003-nucleotide messenger RNA. RefSeq lists its product as uncharacterized. The record is from RefSeq and is a predicted model, not a curated record. The transcript is spliced from 3 exons. NCBI's taxonomy places the organism in Eukaryota, Fungi, Basidiomycota, Tremellomycetes, Filobasidiales, Filobasidiaceae. Bases 353 to 778 code for a protein of 141 amino acids.